AUGUUCGUAUCUGCAGAAGUUUUGGAAGGGGUCAAUUUGUCACUCCUAUCUGGAGUAAUGGCAUCCCGGCUAUCUCGUGGGACGUACAAUGGCGGGCUUCUGUCAACUGAAGCCGGAACACUUGCUCGAGUGGUUGCCGAUGGAACAAUCGCCCUAGCUGGUUACCUAGGGGAGAUCAAGCUAUUGAAUGCCACCCUUCUUCCAUCCCACCUAGGGGAGAUCAAGCUAUUGAAUGCCACCCGGGUCAAUUUGUCACUCCUAUCUCGAGUAAUGCCAUCCAGGCUAUCUUGUGGGACGUACAAUGGCGGGCUUCUGUCAACUGAAGCCGGAACACUUGCUAGAGUGGUUGCAGAUGGAACAAUCACCCUAGCUGGUUACCUAGGGGAGAGCAAGCUAUUGAAUGCCACCCUUCUUCCAUCCCCCUUGAUUUGUGUAACGUCUAUUAUUGCCACCUUCUGCAACUACAAUUAUCUCUACUGA
Molecule: messenger RNA, 480 nt
Organism: Fraxinus pennsylvanica
Lineage: Eukaryota; Viridiplantae; Streptophyta; Magnoliopsida; Lamiales; Oleaceae
Source: the annotation of a GenBank genome assembly